CACACACAAUCAUCAGCUCCAAGCCUCCAGCUGCUCUCUUCUUCUCUCUCUACCUUCCUUGACUCACCAGUCGUCUCUGCAAAAUCUAAGCAUGGCUGCGAAGGUGCACCCGAACGUGGCCUUGCCGUCGCUCGGCCAGCCGCCGGCCGACGAGGAGCCGGUCACGCUGACGGUGUGGCGCAAGUCGCUGCUGCUCAACUGCCGGGGGUUCACGGUGUUCGACGCCAGCGGCAACCUCGUGUACCGCGUGGACAGCUACGCGUCCGACUCUCGCGCCGAGGUCGUGCUCAUGGACGCCGCCGGCCGCCCCGUGCUCACCGUCCGCCGCAGGAGGCUGAUCGGCCUGGGCGCCGACCAGUGGCUGGUGUACCCCGGCGAGGAGGCGCGGCGCACGCCGCCGCUCUACGCCGUGAAGCGGAGGGCGCCGGCGCAGUACAUGCGCGGAGGGGGCCAUGGCAGCGCCAAGUCCAUGGCGCACGUCGCGCCCUGCUCUGGCGCCGCGGGCGUCGGGGCGAAAACCGGAGGCGGGUACGAGGUGGAGGGUUCGUACCUGCGACGGUGCUGCACGGUGUACGACGAGCGGCGGCAGGCCGUGGCGGAGGUGCGCCCCAAGGAGGCGCUGGGCACAGACGUGUUCCGCCUGGUGGUGCAGCCGGGGAUGGAGGUGCCGCUGGCCAUGGCCGUCGUUCUGGCGCUCGACCAGAUGUUCGGCAAGCCGUCCCUCCUCAGGAGCUGGUCCUCCUAGUCAUCAGCACUCACCGUGCCGCUCCAUUGGCAUUGGUGUGCUUCGUUUCCUUUUUUACCCCCAUUGUUUGGGCACGAGAGCAAAAGAAUUGUCCAUGGCUGCCUUUUUUUUCUCUCUUCCUCUUUGAUAUGAAAAUCGAUCCGGGGUCAUCGUCGAUUGUGCAUGGAAAUCCCUCUGGGUGUGUGUGGUUUUGUUUUUUUUUUUCCUAUGGUAAACCAUGCACUUUGUAAGGAGGGAUCGAAGUGAAAUACUUGGAAAAAACAAAAAAAAAGUUAGAGUAGGCAA
Messenger RNA from Phragmites australis (common reed), 1030 nucleotides. Its product is annotated as protein LURP-one-related 8-like. NCBI's taxonomy places the organism in Eukaryota, Viridiplantae, Streptophyta, Magnoliopsida, Poales, Poaceae. Bases 92 to 745 code for a protein of 217 amino acids. The transcript has a single exon. The record is from RefSeq and is a predicted model, not a curated record.